UUUUGUCAACCUAGAGUGAACGAAAUUUGUUUAAACUACGGUUGGGAACAGUGAACGAAAUUUUAAAUAAUCUUAGAGGAGUUUUGAUUGCAAGAUGAAAACUCUUCUGAUAGCCUUAGUGCUUGUUUGUGGGAUUUUGUGUGAAUCCCACUAUGCGGCGGCCGAAAGUAGCAACAUCAUCGAUCGGGGUCUUGCCAUCCUGACUAACGCAGUGGCCAGGGGCAAGGAAAUUCUGGACCGAGGCGUAGGCGUCAAAUCGGAGCGCAUGCAAAGCAUCGAUUUCUUCGGCAGCAAAUUGGAAACUAACAUUGGAGUGAAGACUGGAUUUGGAGAUGCAGUUGCUCAGCCAAGCAGUGCCGAAGAUGAUCUCGCUCGUAAGAAACGAUCGGCACAGUUGAUCACAAAUACCAACUCCGGCACCAAUAUCAACGUCGUUAAAAUUAAGACGGUGAACAAUUUUGGAUCCACACCGGCUGCUUCAUCAGCAUCAUUGCUUGCUCGUAGAGCACGGUUGAGCGAAGGUAUUCAAGGUGCCCUGCGGGCAGGCGUUCCAGUAGAGUAUGGAAAAAUUGAGGAGAAAAUGACGGUAAUGGUUAGUGAUACUGAAGUAUCGCCCGAGGGUUUGAUAAAAUCCAACAAAGUACAGGAGACGCAUGAGGGGACAUUGAAAGAAAUCACAAUCAAUGGAGGCAAAAAUAAGAAAAGCUAUAGACGAGGGGCAGGUCCAACAGGUACAGUUGUCCUGAAAUCUUUUGAAGAAAAGAAGACGGAGGCAAACAUCAAGUCCGAGAUGAAACGUGGUGGUCCCUUGAAAACUCAUGCUGUUGUAGAGUCGAUUAACGCAAACGCGAAGACUGUUAGUAUAAAUGGAAAGACAAUUAACCCUGAUGGCAAAAACUCAAUUGAUGAGCUGCUUCCCGAACAGAUGAUGCCACUACAGCGAUCACAACGAUCUCCUCAGGAAGAAUCGAGCACUGAAGGUGGCCCUAGAGGUGGUCCGCCGAAAGGUGGCCCAGGAGGUUGUGGCCCUCCACCUGGUGGUCCAGGAGGUCGUGGACCUCCACCUGAUGGUCAAGGCGGUCCAAAUGGAAGGGGUCCUCCACCUCCAGGAGAAGGAGGUAAUCAGCAAGAAUCGUCGACAGAAACUAACAGGGCAAAGCGUGCAGUUCAAGCUAAUCCCUCGCCAGCAAAUAAAGUAGCAGAGGCUGGACAAAACGAAUCUGGCAGUGGCUCCGAUAGCGAUUCGAAUUCAGAAGAAGAUUCAAAGGAGACGACAGCAGCCAAUCGUCGCAAACGAUCACCGUGUGGUCGUGGCCAAACUACUACUGUAGCAGCUAGAAAGAAGCGUGAUAUUUUUGCCGAUUUCGAUGAAGUGUUUCGUGAAAAAAGAUCUCCCUGUGGUCGUGGAACAACAACGGUUGCCGCAAGAAAAAGACGAGAUAUUUCCAGUGAUUUAGCAGACGAACGAGUAAAGCGUUCCCCAUGUGGAGGCGGAAGAACAACAACUGUGGCUGCUAGGAAAAAGCGGGAUGCGAUGUCGGAAAUAAUUUCUGCCCUCACAUCGCAGCGUGAAAAGCGAUCUCCAUGUGGACGAGGAACAACAACGGUGGCCGCUAGAAGAAAACGUCAAUCUGUAUCUGAGUUCCUAGGACUUAAACCAGCUGACGUUGAUGACCGAUUGGACGUUUUGCGGAACAAAAGAUCUCCCUGUGGUAAGGGAACCACAACCGUUGCAGCAAGACGCAAAAGAGGAGCCCUUGAAAGUGAUUUUGCAAGGGAAAAGCGGUCUCCUUGCGGAGGAAAAACGCCUACUACGGUUGCUGCAAGGAAGAAGCGUGAAACCAAUGAUCAGGUUAAUUUGGAUUCAAGAUACAAACGUUCUCCCUGUGGUGGUAAAACUCCAACCACGGUAGCCGCCCGAAAGAAACGAGAAACUGAAUUGGAAGCAACUUUUAAUGAGGUCCAACAGUCUGGAUUGCAAUUACCAUGGGAAAGGUUCAAACGUUCGCCCUGUGGAGGAAAAACCCCGACAACAGUGGCCGCCCGUAAGAAACGUGACACAGAGUUUGAACGCAACAAACGUUCGCCAUGUGGAGGUAAAACUCCGACAACAGUAGCCGCCCGAAAAAAACGAGAAACUGAAUUGGAUGCAGCAGUUAAUGGGAUACAACAGUCUGAAUUGCAAUUACCAUGGGAACGAAGCAAACGCUCACCCUGUGGAGGAAAAACUCCGACAACAGUGGCCGCUCGUAAAAAACGUGACACGGAGCUCGAACGUAACAAACGUUCGCCAUGUGGAGGUAAAACUCCGACAACAGUGGCCGCUCGUAAGAAACGAGAAACAGAGUUAGAACCCUCAACUAACGAAAUCCAACAAUCGGACCUAGAAUCCUCCCUAAAUCGAAACAAACGUUCGCCUUGCGGAGAAAAAACACCAACGACGGUAGCCGCUAGGAAAAAACGUGAAACCGAAUCGCAAUCAGAGCUAGAUCGUGCCAAACGUUCGCCUUGUGGAGGAAGGAGAGGAGGAGGAUCAUCGGUGACAACGGUGGCGCCCGCAGCUCGUAAGCGACGUGAUGCAACUCCGGAGCAGACAUCAACUGAGAUCAAGAGCUGGUUCAACAACAUGUUGGAUACGGUGGUUGAUCUAGCAAAAACGCUUGUCGAGAAAACCAAGAGCCUGUUUCAGCGAGAAGGUGGAGCCAAUGCUACGGCUGGCGAGAAUACGGAUGCGGAACGCUUUUAGUUAAUGUUUAAAUUUUCAAAAUAUUUCUACCUAAAAAAUUGUUUAAAAUUUUAAUGGUCCAAUUAAAAUUAAAUUGGAGUCUUCUGUCAAACGCUUUUGACAAAAACACUUGAAAAGUUCGAAGUAUAUUCUUGUAAAACUUGAAUAAAUUGACCAAAUAUCUGAUGACUUCUA
Uranotaenia lowii is the source of this 2920-nucleotide messenger RNA. RefSeq lists its product as uncharacterized. Bases 95 to 2746 code for a protein of 883 amino acids. The transcript is spliced from 3 exons. NCBI's taxonomy places the organism in Eukaryota, Metazoa, Arthropoda, Insecta, Diptera, Culicidae. The record is from RefSeq and is a predicted model, not a curated record.